This is a messenger RNA of Talaromyces atroroseus, 1422 nucleotides long. Its product is annotated as tRNA (guanine(37)-N1)-methyltransferase. Gene Ontology annotation, cellular component: mitochondrial matrix; cytoplasm. The transcript has 3 exons. NCBI's taxonomy places the organism in Eukaryota, Fungi, Ascomycota, Eurotiomycetes, Eurotiales, Trichocomaceae. The record is from RefSeq and is a predicted model, not a curated record. Bases 1 to 1422 code for a protein of 473 amino acids. Gene Ontology annotation, biological process: tRNA N1-guanine methylation; mitochondrial tRNA methylation.
AUGUUCCGCCCUCCCGUGAGCCGCGGUAUGCGCGUCCUCGACCGCUCGUUCUUUAAAAAGAGUGUGCCGAUCUCAGCUGCGACGGUUUUCGAGAAUAAAAACAUCAUGUCGGUGCGCAAGACGCUUACGUCUAGCAAGGAUGUCUUAGACCUGCCCAGGUACGAUGUGUGCCAGUUUCCCACGGCGGAAACGCUGGUGGUGGGCAAAGAGGGCCAGACUCUGGAGAUGAAUAGGUUGGAGCUGCGGAAAAAGAAAUGUCUUGUUUUGCGGCCGGAGAUUAAACAUGAUGACGCGACUACGUGGUCUCCGAUUAUAAAUAAAUUGGUGGAAGAGGGCACCGUCGGGCUGGGUCCGUAUACAGUUGAAUUGGACUAUUCAUACUGGAAUUUUGCAGACAUUAUUGCUGCGAUUCUUCCAGAGGAGGAAGUCAGCACUGGAGAAGCGCCGGAGGCGUUCACAUUGACGGGACACGUGUUGCAUUUGAACCUACGAGAACGAUGGCACCCCUGGAAGUUCAUUAUAGCUCAUAUCCUCAAGGACAAGAACACAAACGUCCGCACAGUGAUCAAUAAAAUCGAACGCGUCGGUAGCGAAAGCGAAUUCCGCACGUUCCCCUUUGAAAUCCUCGCUGGUGGAUCCGACAUGAAUGUCACCGUUCACGAGCAAGGGUGUGAAUUUCAAUUCGACUUUUCUCGCGUUUACUGGAAUAGCCGACUAGAGACCGAGCACCGUCGACUUGUCGAGAAGUUUCAAGAAGGCGAAUUGGUAUGCGACGUCAUGGCUGGUGUCGGCCCAUUUGCCGUUCCUGCAGGAAAGAGGAAAAUCUUUGUGUGGGCCAACGAUCUAAACCCGCAUGGUUUCGAGGCUAUGGAGAAAGCAAUCCAGAAGAAUAAAGUGCAUCAAUUCGUCAGCGCCUUCAACAUGGAUGGCCGGCAAUUUAUACGCGCCUCGGCGGGCAUGAUGACGGCUCCUCCAAAGAAGGCCUCCAUCAAACCCAAGGUCUCCAGAACCCAGACUAAAGAAGGCGUGCGUGUGCCUCCGCAAGUAUACGUGCGACCACCAACCGUGGACCACUUCGUCAUGAACCUUCCUGCCACCGCGAUUGAAUUCCUGGAUGCCUUUGUGGGAGUCUAUGCCGGCAAGGAAAAACUCUUUGCGCCUCACACCGACCGAAAACUACCAUUUAUCCAUGUGUACUGCUUCUCGGGCAACUCGGACGACGUGCGAGUCGACCAUGAUGAUGUCUGCGAGCGUAUUUCCAAGGUCAUGGGCUUUACGCUGACUCCGGACGAUACGGUCGGUGGAUCUGGGAAUCCCGAGCGGGAGCUGGAGAUAUUUAAUGUCAGGCUGGUCAGUCCUGCAAAGCAGAUGUUCUGCGCGAGCUUCCGUCUCCCACAAGAGGUGGCGUUUGCGAGGACGUAG